This is a messenger RNA of Sciurus carolinensis (gray squirrel), 1095 nucleotides long. RefSeq names its product putative gustatory receptor clone PTE01. The transcript has 2 exons. The coding region runs from base 1 to 1095 and encodes 364 amino acids. Gene Ontology annotation, cellular component: membrane. The record is from RefSeq and is a predicted model, not a curated record. Lineage: Eukaryota; Metazoa; Chordata; Mammalia; Rodentia; Sciuridae. Gene Ontology annotation, biological process: G protein-coupled receptor signaling pathway. Gene Ontology annotation, molecular function: olfactory receptor activity; G protein-coupled receptor activity.
AUGGCUGCAUCAGAAAGGUGUCCAACAAAUACAGAACUACAAAAUCUAACAGGUGUCUCAGAAUUAUAUCUCCUGGAACACUCAGAGGAUCCAGAACGGCAGCCCAUCCUCUUUGGACUGUUCUUGUCCAUGUACCUGGUCACAGUGCUUGGGAACCUGCUCAUCCUCCUGGCUGUCAGCUCUGACUCCCACCUCCACACCCCCAUGUACUUCUUCCUCGCCAACCUGUCCUUGAUUGACAUUUGUUUCUCUUCUACCAUAGUCCCAAAGAUGAUCGUGGACAUCCUAACUCAGAGCAGAGUCAUCUCCUAUGUGGGCUGCCUGACACAGAUGUCUCAUUUUAUCAUUUUUGCAUGUGUGGAUGAUUUUCUUCUGACUGUGAUGGCCUAUGACUGGUUUGUAACCAUCUGUCACCCCCUGCAUUACCCAGUUAUUAUGAGCCCUCGCCGCUGUGGCUUCUUAGUUUUGGUCAGCUUUUUGGUUAAGCUUUUUGAUUCCCAGUUGCACAAUUUGAUCGUCUUACAAUUCACAUACUUCAAGGAUUCAAAACUUUCUAAUUUCUUUUGUGACCCUUCUCAGCUCCUUAAUCUUACCUGUUCUGAUUCUUUCUCUUAUAACAUUGUCAAGUACACUAUUGGUGCCUUUUAUGGUUUAUUCCCCAUCUCAGGAAUUCUUUUUUCUUACUAUAAAAUUGUUUUCUCCAUCCUGGGAAUCCAGUCAUCAGGUGGGAAGUACAAAGCCUUCUCCACUUGUGGGUCUCUCCUGGCAGUUGUUUGUCUAUUUUAUGGAACAGCCUUUGGAGUAUACCUGGGAUCAGCGGUAUCUCAUUCUCCCAGAAAGGGUGUGUUGGCCUCAGUGAUGUACACUGUGGUCACCCCCAUGCUGAACCCCUUCAUCUACAGCCUCAGGAACAGGGACAUUAAGAGUGCCCUGAGGAGGAUGCACAGAGGACAGCCUAAUUUCAGCCCCAGGGAGUCUGGUUGCAAAAGCGAGUUGGAAAAUUCACAAAUGCUAAACAUCUUUUCCUGUAACCUAUGUGGUAACUGUUUUUGCAGUUCCAUGAUUGGAUUUUUCACAAUAUCUCAUGGUGAAUAA